AUGUGGUUCAUUCGUGAGACGGAUGCUGAAAAGACUUUCGAGAAUGCUUUUGAAGGUGUUUGUAGUUUGCGUGACAUUGGUGCCGUUGAAACGAACGAGAAAAGACCACUUAAAUCGAAUCAGAUUGCAAAAAACAUAGAUGAGUUAAAGAGAAAGCUUAAAAAAAAUAAGUCACGGCUUUAUCAAAGUCUUCACUCUAGUCUUAUUCGAGUAAAUCUAUCCAAGUUAAAAUGGAGAGAUUCCCUGGCCAGUCAAGUUAUUAGUGACGACUCAAAAUUAGUGCAGGAGUUGGAGGAUGAACUACGAGAUUCCUUUACGGAACCGAAACGGAAAAUGGCACCAAGAUCUCUUCCAACAAUUGUGCAAAGAAAGUGUAAAGAAUUUGUGGAUAGUUUUAUUGAGGAUCAUGUAACCAGCUUACCGCGAAAACUUACUCAUAACGGGGAGUGGAAAGAGUCUGGUCCUGAGCUUGUAAAUGUUACUGAGAAAAUUUUAGAUUCGUUGAGAGAUGCUUGGAAUAAUCCGGCGUUUAGUCCAAAGUUUGAGGAAUCACAAAGGGAAAGCACUUAUGUAAACAAGAUUAUAUUACCAGCAAUCCGCGCUUCAUUAAAGUACCUUCCACUAAGAAAAUCAACAUACGUCAGUAGUUCUGAACGUAAAAGCAACGCUAGUGCCGAUAGAAAGGAGAAUGGGCGGUUUGGGAAACGGCCAGACAUCAUGUUCGUUAUGAAACGUGGUGAACUUUUAUAUACUGAAUGUUCACAUCUGUCAUGUAGUGCAAGAAAGGAGAGGGAUGAUGGUGUGAAGUUGUGGCGCGAAACCAAUGAUGGUAGCGGAAAAAAAAUGUGCCUAAAUGAUCUUAUUAGGGAUAAUAGCGACGUGCAUCGGUAUUAUCAUCUUCACGAAUCGACAAUACCAAUUCAACAAUUAGACCUCCCUUUCGUUUCAAAAUUUAUAGAGACCUUACUAAUAAUGCGAAAUAUCCUGAUCGUAAACAUGUCCUUACUUUAUAGUGUACCUCUAAAUCGUUCAACGUCUACGGAAGAUAGUUCUACCGUGGACUCUGAUUAA
Messenger RNA from Cetraspora pellucida, 1071 nucleotides. Lineage: Eukaryota; Fungi; Glomeromycota; Glomeromycetes; Diversisporales; Gigasporaceae. The record is from the annotation of a GenBank genome assembly.